AUGGCAUCCCCAAGAAACACCCUCGAACACACUCAGCACCAAAACUUCCUAGAGUUGCCCGGUGAACUCCGCAACCUCAUCUUCGAAGACGUCCUCACAUGUCCAACCCACAUACAACUCCUCACACCUACCUGGCAGCAAUCCUACGGCUUCUGCGCCUCGCUUCCAGCUCUGAGGAUCGCGCCAGAACCGGCCUUGGCCCAGGUGUGCAAAGCACUUCGUGGAGAAGUCCUCUCAACUUACUACUCGAUCAACGCUUUUGACAUCGGUCGGAUUCCCUUCCGGAAACCAAGUUUCCAGAAUGUGCAUACGUAUGAUCAGUACAUUGCUGCCCUGCGGCGGUGGCGGAGCAAAUUGAUGAUGGAGCCUGCGGCGACGCAUUUGAGGGAGUUGAAAGUUGAGCUGGUCCUGAGCGUUAGGCACGAGAUGAGAGUCAGCUGUUUCUAUGACCAGGCUUUUGACUUUGUUGCGAGGAAGUCGGUGGAUGGGAGGGUGUCUUGCAGUUUGACGAACUUCGGGAAGGACCAUUGUCUGUGUGGCUUAGAGUCUACUCUGAAGCCGGAGGAUGAGGAUGCUGUGGAUGGAAGAUGUCUGGUUGAUGCUGUGCUGGAGGUCUGUCAAAAUCUCUACCCAGCUAAUUACCUCAUUUCAUGUCUGAGUACUGAAGAGAACGCUGUUUGA
This is a messenger RNA of Fulvia fulva, 681 nucleotides long. RefSeq lists its product as uncharacterized. The record is from RefSeq and is a predicted model, not a curated record. Lineage: Eukaryota; Fungi; Ascomycota; Dothideomycetes; Mycosphaerellales; Mycosphaerellaceae. The transcript has 2 exons. The coding region runs from base 1 to 681 and encodes 226 amino acids.